AUGCCUAGUAAAGUAAACCUCAUCUACGAGGGAGAAAAGGAGCUGUUGGACAUUAUCUGGACUGUGACUAACGUCUUCUCUCCCUGCGCCAAAAUACUGUCUGAUUACUUCAAACUACUGGAUGUCCACAACAGGAACACUCUGAAUGACAUCCAGUUCUACCACUUCAUGCACCAUGUGACUGACCUGAAGAAGAAUGAGAUCAUGAUGACCUUUGACAUGUUAGACUGGAAUUCCAGCGGAGAAAUCGGCUUCGAACAGUUCUACAUGCUGGUCUGCAUCCUGCUCUGCAGCGAGUACCACGUGGAGAAUAACUUUCGCUUCCGUCACUCCAGGCCGGUGUUUGAAUUGUUGGACAUGGACGGAGGUCGCACCAUCAGCCCCGUCGAGUUCCAGGCCUCUGGCUUCCUGUUCAACCUCAAGGUACACGCCCUCGAUAAGAUCUUCUACGAGUUCGACGUCUCCGGAGACGAGGUACACUGA
Messenger RNA from Coregonus clupeaformis (lake whitefish), 483 nucleotides. Its product is annotated as EF-hand calcium-binding domain-containing protein 9-like. The coding region runs from base 1 to 483 and encodes 160 amino acids. Lineage: Eukaryota; Metazoa; Chordata; Actinopteri; Salmoniformes; Salmonidae. Gene Ontology annotation, cellular component: sperm principal piece; cytoplasm. The transcript is spliced from 4 exons. Gene Ontology annotation, molecular function: calcium ion sensor activity. Gene Ontology annotation, biological process: flagellated sperm motility. The record is from RefSeq and is a predicted model, not a curated record.